This is a messenger RNA of Anopheles stephensi (Asian malaria mosquito), 1722 nucleotides long. Its product is annotated as opsin, ultraviolet-sensitive-like. Gene Ontology annotation, biological process: visual perception; G protein-coupled receptor signaling pathway. Gene Ontology annotation, cellular component: membrane. The record is from RefSeq and is a predicted model, not a curated record. The coding region runs from base 377 to 1516 and encodes 379 amino acids. Gene Ontology annotation, molecular function: G protein-coupled receptor activity. The transcript has 6 exons. Lineage: Eukaryota; Metazoa; Arthropoda; Insecta; Diptera; Culicidae.
GAUCCAUCGUUGAUUAAAUUAUUUGCCAGCAGCUGCCGCCGUCUGCUGGAAAGAAUGCGCUGGAGGGUGGAAAUGGCACAUGGCGGCCAAUUCACAAACUAUACCACCAGAUUCCUUGUUUAUCCUGGUCCGGCCUCCAGAACCGUCCGCAGACGGGCUAUAAAAUCUUUGCCCACGGUCGUGCACUCCGUCAGUAGGCACAGCGAACGUGUCUAGGGCGGUGUGCCAGAUUUAGUGGAUCCGAAAAUCGGUCAACCCGGUUCCCGAUUCAAGAUACAAAAGGCCUCCAAAGGUGAAUAACCCAGUGCUGGAACGUUUGAAUCGACCGUUUAGAAACACCUUAACGCAGCAGUAGGAGCAACGCCGUCCCACCGCCAUGGGUAUUGUCCAGCUUGACAAUCAAACCGCCUACCGACCGGAAGCACUGAUUGGUGCGGACCAAUCGGGUCUACGAUACCUCGGCUGGAACGUACCACCGGAGGAGCUGGUGCACAUACCCGAACACUGGCUCCAGUUUCCCGAACCGGAAGCAUCCCUGCACUAUCUGCUCGGGCUGCUGUACAUCGCCUUUACCAUUUUCUCGCUCGUCGGCAAUGGGCUGGUCAUUUGGAUUUUUAUCGCCGCAAAAUCCCUACGGACACCCUCGAACGUAUUCGUGAUCAAUCUGGCCAUCUGUGAUUUCUUCAUGAUGGCCAAGACGCCGAUCUUCAUCUACAACUCCUUCACGAAAGGAUUCACGCUGGGGAACCUAGGAUGCCAGAUUUUCGGCUUCGUGGGAUCUCUGACCGGAAUCGGAGCUGGUGCUACCAACGCGCUCAUCGCAUACGAUCGUUACAACACCAUCACUCGCCCAUUCGAGGGAAGACUUACCCAAACGAAAGCCAUCAUCUUCAUCUGCCUCAUCUGGGCAUACACCAUUCCGUGGGGAGUGCUUCCGUUGCUGGAAAUCUGGGGACGUUUCGUACCCGAGGGUUUCCUCACAUCGUGCACCUUCGACUAUCUGUCCGGCACGUUCGACACGCGACUGUUUGUGGGAUCAAUCUUUACCUUCAGUUACGUACUACCGAUGAGCCUCAUCAUUUACUACUACAGCCAGAUUGUCAGCCAUGUCGUGAACCACGAAAAAUCCCUCCGCGAACAGGCCAAAAAGAUGAACGUAGAAUCGCUGCGAUCGAAUCAAACCAAGAACGAUGCCUCAGUUGAGAUCCGAAUUGCGAAGGCAGCCAUCACCGUUUGCUUCCUGUUUGUUGCCUCGUGGACACCGUACGCGGUACUGGCACUGAUUGGAGCGUUCGGCGACAAGAGCCUUCUGACACCGGGCGUCACGAUGUUCCCCGCUUGCGCCUGCAAGUUUGUAGCCUGUUUAGACCCCUACGUGUACGCUAUUAGCCACCCGAGAUACCGUAUCGAGCUGCAGAAGCGUCUGCCCUGGUUGGCCAUUACCGAAACGUUGCCGGCCGAGAACGCUUCGACAUGUACGGAGCAGCAGGACGGAAACGCUACCACGCAAUCGUAAGCCUGAUGCGUUGGGUGCAUAGCUCCGGGUAGUUACUAGCAGGCACUGUUAACGAAACAUACGAUACUUACACAACGCCACGUCUAAUGAACCCGAGCACGGAAACUUCUGUUCUUAAGUGAUUUCUAAUUGUUUAAAAUCAUUAUUUGUCGAAAUGAUACCAAAACAUUGAAUAAAGAACUUUAAAUGCAAUCUACAGAACUGGC